Messenger RNA from Salarias fasciatus (jewelled blenny), 917 nucleotides. RefSeq names its product purine nucleoside phosphorylase 6 (gene pnp6). Gene Ontology annotation, biological process: nucleoside metabolic process. Bases 57 to 917 code for a protein of 286 amino acids. Gene Ontology annotation, cellular component: cytoplasm. Gene Ontology annotation, molecular function: purine-nucleoside phosphorylase activity. The transcript has 6 exons. The record is from RefSeq and is a predicted model, not a curated record. NCBI's taxonomy places the organism in Eukaryota, Metazoa, Chordata, Actinopteri, Blenniiformes, Blenniidae.
AAGGCGACAUAAACCAGCGGCUCCUCGGCAGGUGGACUUCCCGUUCGGUAUCGGAUAUGGAGGCGAUGACACAGUGCAGAUACCAGUAUGAAGAUUACAAGGAGACGGCUGACUGGAUUCUGGCUCAAACGAAUCAACGUCCCAAAGUGGCCAUCAUCUGUGGCUCAGGUCUCGGUGGCCUGGCUGACCUGCUGGAGGAUAAGACUGUGUUUCCAUAUGAGAGCAUUCCACGGUUCCCCACCAGCACCGUGCAGGGCCACGCGGGGAAGCUGGUGUUUGGGAAGCUUCAGGGACGCGAGUGUGUCUGCAUGCAGGGCCGAUUCCACUUCUACGAGGGCUACGACAUGCACACGGUGACGUAUCCGGUGCGGGUCUUCUCCCUGCUGGGCGUUGAGACUCUGAUUGUGACAAACGCAGCAGGGGGAGUCAAUGAAGCCUACAGCGUGGCAGACAUCAUGCUCAUUAAGGACCACAUCAACAUGCCGGGCUUUGCGGGACAAAACCCUCUGUGUGGCCACAACGACGAGCGGUUUGGAGUGCGUUUCCCCUGCAUGUCGGACGCCUACGACCGCAGGCUGAGGGACCUUGCCAAGCAAACGGCGGCAGAGCAGGGCUGCGGCAGCUUCCUGCAGGAAGGAGUUUACUGCAUGCUGGCGGGACCCACGUAUGAGACCAUCGCAGAGUGCAGAUUCCUGCAGACUCUCGGGGCGGACGCCGUGGGUAUGAGCACGGUCCCAGAGGUGGUGGUGGCUCGUCACUGCGGCCUGCGUGUCCUGGGACUUUCCCUCAUCACCAACAAGGUCGUGACGGACUACGACAGCGAGGAGAAAGCGAACCACGAAGAGGUGCUGCAGACCACCAAGCGCCGGGCCCGGGACCUUCAGAGGCUCGUCAGACACCUCGUCACCAAGAUCUAG